AUGAAGCCGAGGCGAAACGGCUCCCCGCGACCCGGCUGGCACCGGUAUGGCCUCGCAGCCUGGUUGCCCACCAUCUUCAUGGCGCUGACCAUGCUCGUCAUGUUCCACAGGGGCCGGAUGGUGGGCAUGGGCCAAUGGCAGCCAACGGACCCCUCGCCCAGGGGGACGCUGGAGGUCCUGUCCUCCACGCUGCCAUUCGGGGAGCCGGAGCCGGAUCGUGAGGUGGAGGUAGUCGAGGGGGAGACCCCUCGGCCCAGCGUGGCGGAGCCCCUCUUCCUCUUCAUCGGCAUCCUGUCGGGGCGGGGGUACCGGCAUCGACGCCUGGCGGUGCGGGAUGCCUGGUCCAGUAAUGCCACCAGGCACGGCGCGGUGGUGGCCAAAUUCGUGCUGUCGGAGGACGAGCGCACACCCCAGGUGGAGAAGGAGGUGGACAGCUUCCAGGACAUCAUCUUUGUGGGGCAGCGCACCAACUACAAGAGCAUCCUCUACAAGACCUACCACGUGCUGGAGUAUGCCGUGCGACACUACGACGUUAAGUUUGUGCUGAAGACGGACGAUGAUGCGUUCAUCUAUGUGGCGCCCCUGGUGGCGCAGCUGCGGGCCCUCUGCGAGCACCCCGACUGCGAGGGCGAGCGCAUCUACAUGGGCCGCAUGGCGCACCACUCGGAGGUCCUGCUGCAGCAGGGGCACAAGUGGAAUAACGACAUCUUUUACAACCACACCGGCCUGAAGACGUACCCCACCUACGCCAUGGGCGGCGGCUACGUGCUGAGCGGCGAGGUGGCGCGCCUGCUGGUGGACACCCACGAGCGCAUGUCCCUCAAGUUCACGCCCAUCGAGGACGCGACGGUUGGGUUCUGGGUGUCGGCCAUGGACCUGCGCCAGAUCGACCACCCGCGCUUCUACACCUGGGCAGCGCCCUGCUGCUUCAAGGCCCCCGUGCGAAAGGCCGGGCGGCGCGUGGUCACCCGCUUUGCGCUGGACCCGGAGUUCGAGCGCGGCCUCUGCUCCGACGACCCCUGGCUCAUCCUGCACAAGAUCGACUCGCCCACCAAGAUGCGGCACGUGGGGGCGCGCGUCGCCAAUUGCACGCGCCCCGUGGACGGCCUGGCGGCCUCCAUCAAGGAGCACUACCCCCCCGCUGCGCAGGAGGAGAUCGAGAGGAGGCAGAGGGCCGCGCAGCAGAUCGCCGCGCUGGAGGGCAGCAUGGAGGACGAGGCGGUGGAGGACGGCGCCGACGUCGGGCAGGCGGACGGGGAGGGGGGGCGGGAGGCCGCGCUGAGGCACCUGCGAGAGAGGAGCGCGCGACGGCAGCGCGAGUCGCGGGACGACGCGCGGUCAGAGCGCGACCGCGCCAGAGCCAGCGGCGUGGAGGCGGUCGCCAGGAUGGUGGCGGCACGCAGGGCCGCGGAAGGUGCCGGGCAGGUGGUCGGCGGAGCAGCAGGCGAGGCGGAGGGCGCCGGUGCCACGGACGAGCAGGCGGCGGGCGGCGUCGGGGUCAACCUGGCUGCCGCCGGCGGGGGCGGGGGAGCCACCGUCGACGAGGUGGCGGCCGAGGACGCCAGCGCCGCCGACGCCGUGGCGGCGGAUGCCGGCAAGGGCAAAGGCGCGGGCGUGGCGGUGCAGCUGGUUGGGGUGGGCGAGGGCGAUGCGGCCGUCAGCGGCCAAGGUGGCGACGCGUCGCAGGGCGUGGCGGCAGCAUAA
Molecule: messenger RNA, 1704 nt
Organism: Auxenochlorella protothecoides
Lineage: Eukaryota; Viridiplantae; Chlorophyta; Trebouxiophyceae; Chlorellales; Chlorellaceae
Product: putative beta-1,3-galactosyltransferase 18
Exons: 4
Coding region: 1-1704 (567 amino acids)
Cellular component (GO): membrane
Molecular function (GO): hexosyltransferase activity
Source: RefSeq, a predicted model, not a curated record